AUGUGUCGAUACGACAAGCGGAGAACAACAGAACAUGGAAUUCGAAACGAACUCAAUGACAAGCCCGCAUUAAAACGAAAACUUUUCACGGACGAUAUACUGAAAAAUGACGAACCCGUGAAAUUCUACAUGGGAUUUCCAACAUUGGCCUGUCUUAUGGCGAUAUUUAAUCUACUUAAACCUGCAGCCGAGAAACUGAAAUACUGGGACAGCAAUAAGGGGAAAAAAGUCAAUUUCCAAUACAGACCUGUAAAAAAGAGUGGCAAAAGGAGAAGUCUAAUCAUCUUGCAAGAAUUUAUUUUGACCUUGGUAAGACUUCGAUUGGGUUUACUUGUUCAACACCUGUUAGACACUCCUUCCAUCUCUAAGUCUUCUGUUUGUAUGGUGCUCACCACCUGGAUCUUUUUUCUUACUGUUACUUUGAGAGAUGUUUUGUUGACUUGGCCUUCUAAAGAAAUGGUUCGCCUAAACUUUCCCGGGUCAUUUAGAAAUUAUCCAUCCACUAGGGUUAUAAUUGAUUGUACGGAGAUAUUCAUUCAGAAACCUACCUCUCCUGCUGCACAGCGAGCCACGUGGAGCGAAUAUAAGAGCCAUAACGCUAUCAAAACGUUAGUUGGAAUAACUCCAUCGGGAUUUUUCAGUUUUGUGUCAAAAUUGUGGAGUGGAAGUACAAGUGACCGCAAACUCACCCAAAAAAGUGGAAUUUUGGAAUUGAUUGGGGAAGGGGACCACGUCAUGGCUGACAGAGGGUUUGCAAUCAGAGACUUGCUGACAAAGCGAAAGGCCUUCCUAAAUAUGCCUCCCUUCUCUAAAAAAGGUCAGCAACUGUCCAAAAAGUCACUGAAGACAACAAGAUCAAUUGCCAGUGCAAGAAUUCAUGUUGACAGAGCCAUUGAGAGACUGAAAGACUUCCAUAUUCUACCAGGAAAUCUGCCUAUACCACUUGUACCUCUUGCUGAUAAAAUAUUAAUAGUUUGUGCUGCUUUGUGUAGUCUACUACCUCCACUUGCAAAGUAG
This is a messenger RNA of Stylophora pistillata, 1017 nucleotides long. RefSeq lists its product as uncharacterized. The record is from RefSeq and is a predicted model, not a curated record. NCBI's taxonomy places the organism in Eukaryota, Metazoa, Cnidaria, Anthozoa, Scleractinia, Pocilloporidae.